GAUAAAGAAGUGUAAGAAUUACUAUGAGGUACUGGGUAUCAAAAAAGAUGCCAACGAUGAGGAACUGAAAAAGGCCUACAGAAAACUCGCUUUGAAAUUCCACCCUGACAAAAACCAUGCGCCAGGAGCAACUGAGGCUUUUAAAAAGAUUGGAAAUGCUUAUGCAGUGCUCAGUAACCCAGACAAGAAGAGGCAGUAUGAUGUCAGUGGAGCAGAGGAUCCCAGCAGCCCAAGUUACAACGCUCAUGGAGGAUUUGAUUUCCACAGAGGUUUUGAGUCUGAUAUUACACCUGAAGAACUCUUUAACAUGUUCUUUGGAGGAGGCUUCCCCUCAUGUAAGCCCUUUUGUAUAGAUCAUAAGCAGAUACUCACAUUGCACAUAUAUAUUUUCUCCACAUAGAUGGAGAAAUCUGCACAACAUUCACUUGUAUAAAUUCUGGUUGGUAGGAGGGACUGUAUAGGGUUUAAAGAGGGCUGGGUGUUA
Messenger RNA from Sinocyclocheilus rhinocerous, 484 nucleotides. Its product is annotated as dnaJ homolog subfamily B member 14-like. Lineage: Eukaryota; Metazoa; Chordata; Actinopteri; Cypriniformes; Cyprinidae. The annotation marks the transcript as partial. Gene Ontology annotation, cellular component: endoplasmic reticulum membrane. The transcript is spliced from 2 exons. Gene Ontology annotation, molecular function: Hsp70 protein binding. Gene Ontology annotation, biological process: cellular response to misfolded protein. The record is from RefSeq and is a predicted model, not a curated record.